This is a messenger RNA of Piliocolobus tephrosceles (Ugandan red Colobus), 4083 nucleotides long. It is a transcript of the gene PDPR, whose product is annotated as pyruvate dehydrogenase phosphatase regulatory subunit. NCBI's taxonomy places the organism in Eukaryota, Metazoa, Chordata, Mammalia, Primates, Cercopithecidae. Gene Ontology annotation, molecular function: protein binding. The transcript is spliced from 17 exons. The record is from RefSeq and is a predicted model, not a curated record. Bases 227 to 2680 code for a protein of 817 amino acids. Gene Ontology annotation, cellular component: mitochondrial matrix; mitochondrion; cytoplasm.
UUGCCCCGGGGCCGUAAAGCGCGGAAGGUCGCGGUCUCGGCUUCCCCGGAACUUUUUGCUCGCUUCGCCCCGCCCCCUUUCCAUCCCUGAACCCCGCUUUCCGGCCCGCGGCGACCCCCGGCAACCGUUGUGGCUGCCGCAUUGCUCCCGCCGGGCUGUAGCUGAGCGCGGAGCCCGUGGGGGCCCGUGAGUUUAAAUUCCUGAGAUCUAGUUGGUGAGAGACGUGAUGUUCUACCGGUUGCUGUCAAUUGUUGGAAGACAAAGAGCCAGCCCAGGAUGGCAGAACUGGUCCUCUGCAAGAAACAGCGCGUCAGCUGCGGAGGCACAUUCCAUGGCCCUGCCCACCCAGGCACAGGUGGUCAUCUGUGGAGGUGGAAUCAUGGGCACAUCUGUGGCCUAUCACCUCUCCAAAAUGGGGUGGAAGGAUAUUGUCCUUUUGGAGCAGGGCAGGCUGGCUGCUGGCUCUACCAGGUUCUGUGCUGGCAUCCUGAGCACUGCCAGGCACUUGACCAUUGAGCAGAAGAUGGCAGACUACUCAAACAAACUCUACCAUCAGUUAGAGCAAGAAACAGGGAUCCAAACAGGUUACACAAGGACAGGCUCAAUCUUUCUGGCCCAAACUCAGGACCGACUGAUCUCCCUGAAGCGCAUCAACGCAAGGCUGAAUGUCAUAGGUAUCCCUUCUGAGAUCAUCUCCCCCAAGAAAGUGGCCGAACUUCACCAUCUCCUCAACGUGCACGACCUGGUGGGGGCCAUGCAUGUUCCUGAGGAUGCAGUGGUGUCCUCUGCUGACGUGGCUCUUGCCCUGGCAAGUGCUGCCUCCCAAAAUGGUGUUCAGAUCUAUGACCGGACAUCUGUUCUUCAUGUAAUGGUCAAAAAAGGUCAAGUUACUGGAGUGGAGACAGAUAAAGGACAGAUUGAAUGCCAAUAUUUUGUCAACUGUGCCGGCCAGUGGGCAUACGAGCUGGGUCUGUCCAACGAGGAGCCGGUUAGUAUCCCGCUACAUGCCUGCGAACACUUCUACCUCCUGACUCGCCCCUUGGAGACCCCUCUGCAGAGCAGCACACCAACUAUUGUGGAUGCUGAUGGAAGAAUUUAUAUUCGGAACUGGCAGGGUGGCAUCUUGUCUGGGGGCUUUGAGAAGAACCCGAAACCAAUUUUCACUGAGGGCAAGAACCAGCUGGAGAUUCAGAAUCUACAGGAAGACUGGGAUCACUUUGAGCCUCUGUUGAGUUCCCUUCUGAGGAGGAUGCCAGAAUUAGAGACUCUGGAGAUCAUGAAGUUGGUGAAUUGCCCAGAGACCUUCACACCAGACAUGAGAUGCAUCAUGGGCGAGUCUCCUGCAGUGCAGGGCUACUUUGUCCUGGCAGGAAUGAACUCUGCUGGCCUUUCAUUUGGUGGAGGAGCCGGAAAGUACCUUGCCGAAUGGAUGGUACAUGGCUAUCCCUCAGAAAACGUUUGGGAAUUGGACCUGAAACGUUUUGGAGCCCUCCAGAGCAGCCGCACCUUUCUGCGCCACCGGGUCAUGGAAGUCAUGCCUUUGAUGUAUGAUCUGAAGGUUCCCCGCUGGGACUUCCAGACUGGUAGGCAGUUACGCACCUCUCCUCUCUACGACCGGCUGGAUGCACAGGGAGCCAGGUGGAUGGAGAAACAUGGAUUUGAGAGGCCAAAGUACUUUGUUCCCCCUGACAAGGACCUCCUGGCAUUGGAGCAGAGCAAGACUUUCUAUAAGCCAGAUUGGUUUGACAUCGUGGAGUCUGAAGUCAAGUGCUGUAAGGAAGCUGUGUGUGUCAUUGACAUGUCCUCUUUCACAAAGUUUGAGAUAACAUCCACUGGGGACCAGGCAUUAGAAGUUCUACAGUACCUCUUUUCCAAUGACCUGGAUGUGCCUGUGGGCCACAUUGUGCAUACCGGCAUGCUCAACGAGGGUGGAGGGUAUGAAAAUGACUGCAGCAUAGCACGACUGAACAAGCGCAGUUUCUUCAUGAUCUCUCCAACCGACCAGCAGGUCCACUGUUGGGCUUGGCUUAAGAAACACAUGCCAGAAGACAGCAACCUGCUCCUGGAGGACGUCACCUGGAAGUACACAGCCCUCAAUCUGAUUGGCCCUCGAGCUGUGGAUGUGCUAUCCGAGUUGUCCUAUGCCCCUAUGACUCCAGACCACUUCCCAAGCCUCUUUUGCAAGGAGAUGAGCGUGGGCUAUGCAAAUGGGAUCCGCGUGAUGAGCAUGACGCACACAGGAGAGCCGGGAUUCAUGCUCUACAUCCCCAUAGAGGGCAUGGAUUUCAUUGGUCGUGAUGCCCUCCUGCUGCAGAAGCAGAAUGGAGUGUAUAAACGCCUCACCAUGUUCAUCCUGGACGACCAUGACACAGACCUAGACCUUUGGCCUUGGUGGGGAGAGCCCAUUUACCGGAAUGGGCAGUACGUUGGCAAGACCACCAGCAGUGCCUACAGCUACAGCCUGGAGCGCCACGUUUGCUUGGGCUUUGUGCACAAUUUUUCUGAGGACACAGGGGACGAGCAGGUGGUGACAGCGGAUUUCAUCAACCGGGGAGAGUAUGAGAUUGACAUCGCGGGAUACCGCUUCCAGGCCAAGGCCAAGCUCUACCCCGUCGCCUCCCUCUUCACCCAGAAGCGCCGAAAGGAUGACAUGGAGCUGAGUGACUUACAUGGGAAGUGAUGCCAGGGCAGCCUCACUUUCUCUCCAUCAUCUUGUCCUGGAGCGGGCGUCACCUUGGAGCUUUUCUUCCUUCUGCCUCCAUUCCUCUUAUGGAGCUUUUGCCUCCCGUCUCUCAUCUCCUUGAUAUAAUUUUGAACUUGACCUACUUUAAAAACUUCUGCUCUGCAACCUUCCUUGUCCUUCCACCUCCUCCUCCUAAUAUUCACUCUGGACUCUUUUUCCCUUCCCACCCCCACUCAGCUUUCAUGGUGGCAGGAGGUGUGUCUGACGGGCAGGACAGAAACAAGCUCCACUGUGGACAUGAGUGACAGUGACAGCUGCUUUCAAAUUCUGCAUCUCAAAGCAGAGCAAGCUGGGGUGGUGCAGGCCUCGGGGCACGAGUCCCUCUCCCUUGGGUUCCAUUUUCUUGGAGCAGCCUAUUAAUUCUGCUGGGGUUGCCGUGUGUCGGAUGCAGCUCGUUCUCCUGUUCCGCUGUGCUGUGAGCUGGCACUCGAUACCUCUGGCAAGAGGAUGAUCAUCUACCUCACUGAUGAGAGGCGUCGCAUGGAUGUUCUCUGGUCUGUAGUGGAGAUAAGCAGUUAACCGGGCACCACCCUCAUCCUCCCUGCAGAAGCCGUUAGCAGACCUUUGGGCCAGGGCAGCCUCCCUAUAAUUUUCUUCAUCUCUUGCUGAUCUCUAUAAUAAGGUUGCUUUUUCUUUCUUAGUUGAGUAAGCAAGUAUGCCACAGUGGUUGAAAGGGAAAAACCAUGUUGCCUUGUGUGUUGCUUUUCCUAGUCAAAAGGGUCUGACCUCAGAAUGUCCCCGCCGCAGUGACGCUGAGUGGUCUGCUGUGGAAACGAUGCUGCUUUUCUCUCAGCUGUCCAAAGUUCAGCCGUCCCUCCCUCCUCUUCUCCCAGUGUGCCUGACUUUGUCAGGUCAGCCUCACCUGUCCCCAUCACAGUUGGCCCAUAAAGUCAUGUUUCUAUCCUUUUAGAACAGGGAGGGAAAGGGAUCAGGUGUGUCAUCCUGGGCCCUUCAGCCUUGCGGGCCGUGCUGAGUUCCAGAGAGCUGCCAGAAUUCUGGGUUUGACUCUCCAGCACAGAGCAGAGCUCCGCAGAGGUGACCCACAUAAGUCCACUGAGAGUUCUGUGUCCAAGGGGUGUACGUUGCAUAAGGCUAGAGACUGCUUUUCUUCCUUUCACCGCAGGCUCUUUGUUUCCCUCCACCCACCCUUCCAUAUCCUCUGGAAGACGACGUGCGUGCCCAGGAGUGCCCUGCACUUUCAGGCAGUGUCUCUGUUUUCCCAAGGUGAAACUUAGAUAUCAGCAGUCCAGCCUCAACACUUCAUUAUCCCCUUGCAUAUCAACUGCCCUAAUCUGACUUUUUUUAAGUACAAGCAAACUGCUAUAAAACAUUUUGGUUAG